AUGACAAUUGCAAGAAAUGGACAAAUAAUUGCGGACGCAGUAAUACAACCGAUAAAAAAAUCAGGUGUAACAGGAUAUGUCAAAUUUAUGCAGAAUAAAGAAAAUGCUCCAACAAUAAUUACGGGGCAAAUAAGAGGACUCUCUCCAGGCAAACACGCUUUUCAUAUUCAUGAACAUGGUGAUUUGAGCAGAGACUGCCUCGCUGCUGGUCCGCCUUAUAAUCCUAUCAACGAAACGCAUGGAGGUCCACUUAAUCGAAUGCGACAUGUCAGCAAUCUUGGUAAUGUAUUUGCCAAUGUCAAUGGAAUCGCCACUAUUUACAUUACUGCACCUCUCAUCCAGCUUCGAGGUCCGAUAUCAGUAAUCGGACGCACUAUUGUUGUGCAUAUGAAUAGCGAUGAUCUUGGAUUAGGCACGACAGAAGCGCAAGCAACAAGUCAAUUAACUGGAAAUGCUGGACAACGCAUUGGUUGUGGUGUUAUAAAGCGGCGAUUCGGCUAUAGAAAUAUGCCUCAUUGA
Dracunculus medinensis (Guinea worm) is the source of this 519-nucleotide messenger RNA. The record is from the annotation of a GenBank genome assembly. NCBI's taxonomy places the organism in Eukaryota, Metazoa, Nematoda, Chromadorea, Rhabditida, Dracunculidae.